Molecule: messenger RNA, 1451 nt
Organism: Polypterus senegalus (gray bichir)
Lineage: Eukaryota; Metazoa; Chordata; Cladistia; Polypteriformes; Polypteridae
Gene: dda1
Product: DET1 and DDB1 associated 1
Exons: 5
Coding region: 296-604 (102 amino acids)
Biological process (GO): positive regulation of proteasomal ubiquitin-dependent protein catabolic process
Cellular component (GO): Cul4-RING E3 ubiquitin ligase complex
Source: RefSeq, a predicted model, not a curated record
UGGCUACCACUUGCUUGUGCUCUUUUAACUAAAGAUGGUGGGUUUUAGUCCAAAUAUGAAAAAAGGGAGAAACCUUUAAACAGACUGAUUUUUUUUUUUGUUUUGUUUCUAGAGAGGUUUACUGUAUAUUGGCAACUUGUUGAUUAUGCUCACUUCUGGAAGCUGUGUGAAGCCGAACACAGAACAGAUGAUAAGAAAUUGCAUUGCCUAAUUUAGGCUAAUUUUAGCCGAUUCAACUUUCUGCUCAACAUUACUGAAGAAGUAUUUCGUCUUGGAAGCCGAAAGCUGUUCGACCAUGGACAAGGCAGAAUUCCUGAAAGGACUUCCUGUCUAUAAUAAAAGUAAUUUUAGUCGUUUCCAUGCAGACUCUGUGUGCAAGGCGUCGAACAGGAGGCCAUCUGUUUAUCUGCCCACACGGGAAUACCCAUCUGAGCAGAUUAUAGUUACGGAAAAAACAAAUAUUCUCCUCCGUUAUCUUCAUCAGCAAUGGGACAAAAAGAAUGCAGCUAAGAAACGAGAGCAAGAUCAAGCCCAAGGAGAAAGUCCAGCACCCCCCAGGAAGAUUGCCAGGACAGACAGCCAAGACAUGAAUGAGGAUACUUAAGAACCACAGAACUAUGUGCCAUGCAGAUGAAUGGCAUAGAUGACCAGGAUUAUUAUUAUUAUUUUUUAUUUUUUUCCCUUCAUGGUGUAGCUGUUUUCGAGCGCUUCCGUUAUUUGUCUGCCUCUGGACAAAAAGGUGGUCAGAAUCACUUGUUUUCUCUUCUUCUGCAAGACCCUUCAACUGUGUUGGACUCUUAUAACAAGAGGAGAAUGCUUGGGAGCUUUUCUACAUUGCAUGAUGGCCCAAAAUGUCAGGUUUUUGCGUGUGACAGCAGCAGUGUGCUACUAAUUAUCAGAAAGCGCAUAUAAAUAAUCUGAAAAUAUUAUUUAUAUGUAUGUAUAAAUUUUUGCUGCAAGUGUAUGGGGCUUUCCGAUUGCACCCCCUCCAAUUAUCAUUUUUGGGAUAAUUUUAUGACAAAUUUAAUCAGAGAACACGUUACGCUUGUUUAGGUUAUUCUUCAUUUCAUAAUAUUUCAACAGGAAAAAGCAGGAAAAAAAAGUUUAUGGUUGAAGUGCUUAUUUAGGUUUUUUUGGAUCUGUAAGUAAAUAAGCUUUACCCCACCCAACACAUAACAUGUAAAUUGUUAAUGCUAUUGUUUCUAAUCUCCUGUCCACUCAUCUUUAAAUGACAGAGAUAACGAUACAGUUUUAUUGCAUUGAAUAUGGUGAAUAAACACUUCAUUUUCAGAAUCAAUUAUAGAAUAAACUAGUCGGGUAAAUCCAUCACUCAUGCUAGAAAAGAGUUUGUAAUUACUUCAGUAUAUCUUAAUUAUAAAGUAGUUUGCAGUACACUCUGUACUACAGCUGGAUGCUUCUCUACUUGCUCUGAUUUGAUGUCACUUCACGUA